Anopheles funestus (African malaria mosquito) is the source of this 9840-nucleotide messenger RNA. It is a transcript of the gene Cad86C, whose product is annotated as cadherin-86C. NCBI's taxonomy places the organism in Eukaryota, Metazoa, Arthropoda, Insecta, Diptera, Culicidae. Gene Ontology annotation, molecular function: calcium ion binding. Gene Ontology annotation, cellular component: plasma membrane. The record is from RefSeq and is a predicted model, not a curated record. The transcript has 16 exons. Gene Ontology annotation, biological process: homophilic cell-cell adhesion. The coding region runs from base 2311 to 8196 and encodes 1961 amino acids.
UUUUCUUGGCUUGCUAUUUUUGGCUUUGACUCUUUGCCUUUUUUUCAUUGGAUUAACCAAACAAUUUUAUUAAUAAGAAUAAAUAGAAAAACCAAAAAUUUCAACACACCUAAUCUAACUGCACUUUGCUGGGUAAUACUCACCCGAUACCAGUAGUCGUUGCUCUUCGGGUCAAGUGUUGGUGUUCGGCCACCGGUCCGAUACGCUGACCGAUGUCCUUAUUCGUUGUGGUCAGUGCCGUUACCAUGACUUCCCAUCGUCCGUCGGAACAGCCCAGCAGUCCUGGUUUCCUUUUCUAUCUACCGGGCGCGUAAUGAAAAGUAGACCAUACGGAAAGACCGAGACAAUUCGUGCACGAGUCCUUUCAGGCGGUGGUCCUUCUUCUCGCCGUUCCGUUCGGUCGUUCGGGAGCGAAAGUGAUGUCCCACCGGUGGAUGGCCCACAAAAGUAAUACCUACCUCUUCAUUUUGCGACCGUUUUUUGUUUCACAUUUUUUUUCGCGGAUCGAGUGGAUCUGGCAGGUGGAGCACCUCAGCCUGGUGCUCGGUCGGGCUUUGAAGGUCCAGUUCUUCCUUCACCCGUAUUACUACCACCUUGGGUGAGUUUCUUAUCGAACCUGGCAACGUGUGAAGGUAUGUGUAUGUGGGCAGGGAGCCUACGAAAUGGGACUACGGGAAUCACCGAGCGAAAUAUAUGGUAAUAGAGAGAGGUUGGCUAGCUUGGGGUAUUCGGUUUCAGAUACAAAAACCAACUGACCGCUACUGAGCACCGUUUAGACGAGCUUCGGACGGCGUACCGUGUGGACGCUCUGAGUGUCGCGUUCGUAACGUGUAGCGGGUGUAUGUUACGCGCUCGAUUUGUGACGUUUGGUCGACCGGUGAAGAGUGUUGUAGAUGGUGGACAUGCUCCACUUUCAGAAGGUGCUCCUUGUGGUGUUGUCUGCCGUUGUUGAGAAAUUGCGGGAGUUCUGGAAUGUCGUUAAAUCAAUCAACACUGCGGCUGUUCAAUUAAUACUUCCUUGGAGUGAGGUAGACGAUCAUCUUCGGUAAAAAGAUCGUUUGUCUUGAACGGGGAGUCGAGUAUAUUGUGAGGUGUCUAACGUCCAUCUUUUAUACGUCAACUUCUUCAAAAUGACCAAGAAUUGUGAAAUAAAAUUCAUAUUCAGUGAAGCGAAGCAAAACAAAACAAAAAACUAGUGCAUCUAGGUGCUCAGUAAUCUUAACGUCACGGCGACCAAAAGUCGCCCAGUCGUGGACGGUCACUCAAGCCGAUCACUGCUGAACGUCGAUAAUAGGGCCUCUCGAAAGGUGAAAGAACGUCAUCCCACUAACGAAAUGAUCGCGUGAACCGUAUCAAAUCUUAAAUCAAAAGCAAGUUGACCAAAACGGUUCUCGAGGGGUCGUGACCGGCAUCACCGGUAUCACACCAUUCUACCAUUCUUCCAGUGUCGUUUUGUGCCUUACCGUUUUCUGUGUGUGUGUGUGCGUGGUCUCGAGACGGUGUGUGGUUUUUGUUUUUUUCGUAUGACAGCGACAAUAGUGGGUGAGGUUUCGAUCGAACCCCCCCAUAGCAGUUGUGUCGAGUGUGUGUUUCCGGUUUUUCAGCUUCCGGUGCCACUACCCUUACCGGUUCUUCCUCGGUGCCAGCUAAAUUACUAUCCACCAGCUAAAGCUAAAACGGACCACACUGGCGGGCCCUCUCCUUUUGGCGUAAUCAGUAGUUCAAAAAGGAAUAUUGUACACUGAACGACAUUUCUUCGUGACAGCGAAAAAGUCAACACAACCUAAGCUGAGAUCACACUGAGUACCACUGGCGUACCACCAAACUUCACUCGCAUCAACAUAGAAAAAGAAAAAAAAAACAAACAAGAUUGAUAGAAGCAAACAUUCACUAAAAAAGCUUCAUAGGUUCGUCGCUUAAAUUUAGAAAUCAUUGAAAUCUUUCGUUUUUCACUUAAGCUAGCUAGUGGUACGUUAAAAAUGGGUUGAAUCUUUCACCACAAAUCCUCGCGCAAGAGAGUGUGUGUGUUUGUGUAGGAAAAUGCGACAUUUCCAUUGCCGCUUCACAUUUAUUGAUAAAAAAAAAAACCGGUAAUGAGGUAGAAAAUUUGAAACCAUAAAAAAAUGACUCCUGUGAGUGUUUUUGUUUGAGUGUACAAAGAAGCUUCCACUAACAGUGAAAACUUUUUUCUAUUGUUCGCAUAAAAAAAACAACAAAAACAUUCGGUGGUGUAUAAUUGAAGUGAUUUGGAAGCUUCUUAAACUUCUGCUUGUAGUGUAGUGGUAGUGGAUAGGCGCAAGAAACCUGCAUAUGUGUAGGUUGUCAGGACGGACGGCAAACAUGACUAGACUGCUGUCACAUCGAUUCGACCGCUACAAACACUGCCGAAGCAUCAAACCCAGCAGCAUAAACCAAAGCCAUAUAAAGAUGUCGUGUGACGGAGUAACGUACGAGGAUGCGUACAGCAGUACCAGCGGGAGAAGAAAACGAUCAUGCACGAAUAGGUUCCCGCUUACCCUAGCCCUGCUGGCACUCGUGUCGUGUUGGCCCGAGGCAGCUGGGCUAGAUCCCAAGUUCGAUCCAUCCACCCGAAUGCGGCUGGUGCUGGUACCAGCCGAUGCAACCGUCGGUUCCGUCAUCUAUCGGUUGCGUGCUUCCGACGAGGAGUUUGAAUAUCCGCUACAGUUUGAGCUAGUCGGUGAUGCGUCAUCAUCGACGGUACAGAUUGAAACGCUACCGUGCACCAAGUUCAACUCCAUCUGCCAGGCGAAUGUGAUACUGACGCGUCGGCUCGAACCGGGCCGGUACUAUGACUUCCAGGUGUCGGUAAAGGACACCAAGGGCGGUAUGUCCGUCCAGAGCUGUUCAAUUACUGCCACCAACUUUACCACACCGCAUGAUAUUAUUUUUCCGCACAAAGCGGGUAUCAUCAUGGUUCCAGAGGAUGCUAAAAAAGGAACAGAGUUAGAUUACGUCCUGUCGAACAAAAACCCCUUAUUUCAGAAACCUGUCUAUCUGGAACUCUGGGGAUCACCGCUGUUCGGCAUUCGGCAAAAGUUUAUAUCACCCGAAACAGCCGAAGGUACCAUCUUUCUGCUCGGUCAGCUAGACUUUGAAAAGCAAGCGAUGUACCAUCUGACGGUGCUGGCAAACGAUGCGUACGCAGAACCUGGUCAGGAUACGCGGAACAUUGCCGGGCUGGAGGUGGUAGUGAUCGUAGAGGACGUGCAGGAUGUACCACCCGUGUUCACGGUAGCACCACCGGUUACUCGUCUUCCGGCCGGACUUAUACCCGGCGACAAGGUUCUACAGGUACACGCCGAAGAUGGCGAUAAGGGCGUACCGCGUGAGAUACGAUAUGGAUUAGUAUCCGAAGGUAACCCGUUUACGUCGUUCUUUGACAUCAACGAAACGAGCGGUGAAAUAUCGCUGCUCCGACCACUGGACGAUAUACUCGCACUGACGCACGCCGGUGAUCCAGUACUGCUGACUGUGAUUGCGGAAGAGGUUAAGGUGAGCCGAGAUGAACCACCUGCGAUGGCAACUACAGUGCAGCUUGCAUUCUUCCUACCCGAACGCAGUAACUCACCGCCAUAUUUCGAGAAUGAUCACUAUGUCGCACGGUUGGAAGAGAAUGCCGCACCGGGUACGGUGCUAGCAUUUACUGACCCGUACACACCGCGCGUCAUGGAUGACGAUGCCGGUAAAAAUGGCGUUUUCUCGUUGACGCUGCUCGGCAACAAUGGUACGUUCGAGAUUUCGCCGAACGUUGCCGAAGGGCAUGCAAACUUUGUCGUGCGCGUCCGGGAUAAUACACGGCUCGAUUACGAGACCGCCACCUAUGUGCACUUUCAAAUACUUGCCCAGGAGCUCGGUCCCGCCACGAACCUGUCGACAUUGGUGAACGUCACCGUGUACCUUGCGGAUGUUAACGACAAUGCACCGGUGUUUGAGCAGAACGACUACAUUGUGGAUUUGCCGGAGAACAUGACGGCGGGCACACGGGUUGUGCAGGUACAUGCGACGGACGUUGAUACGGCCGGGCUCGGUGGUCGUGUGCGAUAUACGCAGAUCCUUGGUCCACAUAACACGUCGCUUAAUCUAGAUCCGGCAUCCGGUGUGGUGACGGUCGCGAUCAACAACCAUGGGUUUGACCGUGAGGCAAUGCCUGAGUAUCAUCUGUAUGUGGAGGCACGGGAUGAUGAUGGUAUCGGUAACCGGGCACAGGUCCCGCUCGUUAUACGACUGAUCGACGUUAACGAUGAAACGCCCACGUUCGAGAAGUCCCUGUACGAGUUCAUUCUGGCGGCGGAUUUGCGAAACUUUACCGUGCCUGCGUUUAUCCAUGCGACGGACGGCGAUGCUGAAGCACCAAACAACGAGGUACGGUAUGAGCUUAUCUACGGGAACUACGAGAAUAAGUUCUUCCUGCAUCCGAUUACCGGUGAGCUAAAGCUGAAUGCACCGCUCGUACCACGCUCCGGUGCUCAGUCGACGGUCGGUGGUUUGCGUCGCCGUCGCCGUCAAGCGGUUGGUGGUGUACCACCGAAUCUAGCUUCCACUGCCAUCACUAGUCAACAGCAGCAGCAGCAGCAGAAAGAGUCGGACGUGUUCGUGCUGACAGCACGUGCGUUUGAUCUGGGCGUACCGGUACGGUACUCUACCGCGACGAUACGCGUCUAUCCACCGGAAAGCCGAACCCGUACGGUCACAUUCAUCGUACCGGGUAGCGAUCCGGAUCGUAAGAAGGUACAGGACACGCUUGCCGAUAUUACCGGGGGACGUGUCAUCAUACAGGAGGUGCGUCCGUAUCGUACCGGCGAUGGAGGCAUUCCAACAGAUCUGAUCGGUGGAGGUGGUGGUGGCAGUGGAGCAGGAACGGAACGUUCCGUUGUGAUCGCAACGAUUCUUUACGAUGCUGACUCGGUUGUCGACAUUGCGAAGAUUCAGCAACGUCUAUCCAUUAACGGUACGGUGACAAACAUCAUCAGCCAGGAGGAACGUAGUGCUAUUCUCUACAAGGCCGAAAAUCGUGUGCUGUUCUGGUUGCUCAUCUUUCUCGCGAUACUGCUAGCACUCGGCAUCCUGACACUCUUACUCUGCUGCAUCUGUCCAAGGUGUCCGCUCAACGCCACCAAUCGAAAAAGAAUACUUCGCGUGAAUAAUAUCGAAGAUGAUGUACAUCUUGUUCAUAGAAAGCAAGGACUUGGAAAGCAAUCCAAAUCUGUGCAGGUCGCCGAAUGGAUGGGACGGCGAGAAGCCUGGUCAGCAGCGAAUCGAUCGACCGAUUCCCGUACCAAGCCGACGCAUUGGGAGUACCGAGGACGGCGCGACAUUGGCAAAGGCACACUAGCGGCUGGCACCGGGGACGACGGGGGGGACGACCGGGAUGGCAAUCCGGAUAAUCACGGAGAUGAUAGCGGCAACGACGGCAAUGAACGGAAGCGGGCGAACGAUGGCGGGAAGCUAGAGAAGCAUACGGUUAAAAUUAGAAGCGAUAUGAAGAAUAAAUCGACCAAGGACGACUCACACAUGCACCGGUCGCGCACGAAUCUGCUCAAUGCCGACCGGGACAUGUACGUGGAGGACGUGGAUGAGCACGAUCCCGAGUACCAGUCGCUGAAGCGCAUCCACCAUCAUCACCAUCAUCAUCACGGUGGUGCCGGCAAUGGUGGCAAACCGGCGGCCGACGAUGUGCUGCCGAUCGAUGACGAUUCGAUGCGCCGGCAUGAGAUGGACCGUGGCAGCGAUCUCAAUUACGAACGGCGCGGCAGCUUUAAACGACAAGGACAUGCGGCGGCUCCACAGCUCGUCGCACACGGUGACGAUAUAGAGCCGCGCGAUCAGUACUUCAUCAAGGAUGGUAAUGCGGAGAUCCUGCGAUUGAUAACGCGCGGACGGAACGAGGAGGAAAAUAUCUACGUCAACAUACCACAGCAGCAGCAGCAACAGCGCCCCGGUGCUACUAACCAGCCGCAGUACAUUAUGGUGGAUAACGGUGGAAAGGAGAUCUUGAUGCGGCGGUACAUUGAGGAGCAAGCGAACGGGAAGCAGAUCAUCCGGGAACACUACCAGCUCCUCCCCGGUACCACCUUUAUUCAGACCAUCCCGAAUGAGGUGCCUGUACGGCGGGGUGAACACGUGACGGAGGUGAAGAUCGGUGCAGCACAGGCCGGUCGGAGCAAGAUGGGUGAGCAGGGUGAAACCGAAGAAGGUGGACGGUUGAAACCCGCCGUGUCGACCCACUCGCUGAUGCACCAAGAGCUGGAACAUUCGCUCAAGCAACAGAAUGCACUGCUUCGGCAGAUACUGCUCGAGAAGGAGAAGCUCGAGGAACGGUACAACCAGUACGAGCAGGCACUCGAGACACAGAGCUUACCGUGCCAGUCGAUGGCGGUGGUGGUAGCAGCUACCCAGACCGACUGUGAUACCGGCACACAGACCGAUCCGGUGCGUGGCGGUGGUAUUGGUGGGCUCGGUAGACGACGAACCAAAAGCGAAAACGAUGACUCACUGUCGGAGGAUGAGUACGAGUACGUCCGGUACAGCCCACCGGACAGUCCGGACGGUGUGUACUUAAUCAAGCGUCGCCGACACCGCAAAAAGACGAAGCACCGGGCAGGGAAGGGUAGCUUUAGUGGGGAGUACAGUGGCGGCGAGUCGACCGGUGAUCGAAAGUCUAACCGGCGCAUCAUUGUGGUGGAAUCGGUCAAGCGCAAGAUCCGCACACCGAUCCAGGAGGAGGACGAUGAGCUGGUGCACCACGGGCAGCAGCAUGGCCGUGAUCACCAUGGGCAGGGCGGUCAUCGCCGUGGUGGACAGGAAACGCGCACUAGUAUUUUACGCCGCAAGCGCAACGAAGAGUUGUCGCGUGGCAGCAACGGUGGGAAUGGUCACGGUAGCACUAGCAAUGGCAAGGAUCAGCGACUCAAGCGUGACGUGUUGAUGGAGAUUUCGGAUUCACUACACGGUGAACAAUCGCGUGGUGGAGGAAGGCGCAACAAUGGAGUCGGUGGUGGUGGAGAAAACCGUCGCAAAAAGGUGUACCGCAAGAAUGUCAAGUACUACGAAGAUUCGGACGGUUCGGAAAAGGAAGUCGUCGUGCAGAAGAACUACUUCUCGGCUGACAGCUUAGACGAGAUCACGUCCGACGUAGAGGACUAUCGAUACUCCGUAACGAAAACGUCGAAAUCGGUUACCGUCUCACCGAAGGCAUCCGUCGAGCAGCGUAUAUCGCGCCGGGACGACAAAACGGAAACGACCACCACCCGCAUCCGUCUCACGACGUCCGAGUCACCGAGCCGGCGUCAGUCGAACGGUUCGACCGGACCGGCGGCACCACCCCCGAAAGGACCGGCCCCAAAACCGCCCCGGAUGAGCAAAUCGCUCUCGAAGGAGGAAGGCCUCAAUGAGCCAACGGGUGAACAGCACGCGGUCAACCCGAAGUACAUGGACUGGUACUACAACCUUGGGAAGGAUUCGGAUUCGCUCGAAAAGCGUGAGAACCGUAAGCGGCAGGACGCACAACCGGCCGUUGGUACAACGACGCUCACCACUACCACAACCAGCUCCACCACAACCAUCACGACGGGCGGUAGCCGGAAAAAGCCGGACGCGGAAGCGGGUGCGAAGGGUAAACCGGAACCGGCACCCCGUACCAGCCCACCGAAGGAAGCUCGACUGCUCAAGGAAGACAUCCAGCACGCGCGAAAGGUCGCUCAAUCUCAACAGCAGCAGCAGCAACAUCCCGGCUCGGAAGCGGGAAACAGUCAUCCGCUACUGCAGCAUUCCGAGCACCGGUUUGAGGCAGAGUACGGCACCGGGCCACAGGUACCGGCACCACCGGACAAGCUGCCGCACUACCUCUACCCGGAAACGCCGCCGAUCGUUAGUCGCGACAACAAGGUGCAGAUCAAGAUCGUCGACUCGUCCGCAGCAUCGACCGGUCCACCGCCACAAACUGCAGCGAAACCGGCCGUCAGUGGUAGCACCAAAGCAACCGGGACGAAUGCAAAAACGCUCAACGUAUCCACGCUGGAGGACGAUCACGAUUCCGGCAUCGCAAUGAACUCGCUGCUCCACACCAAGGGCAAACGGAACAAGAUAGCGGACAAGAAGAGUAUCUUCACCAUCGCGUAUGACGAUGUGCGGAUCCGGCAGAUACGGUCGGAGAGUGAUACACCACCGUUCUCCUAACGGCGGGCGGGUAGCCUCCGGCAGCGAUCCAGACGACGCCAGCGUACACCAUCGCGCACUGGCCGACUAACCAAACGGUCGAGCGACUAGCAGCUGUGGCGCCAGGUUUAGCUCUCCACCAGGAGGCAGCAGCUGUAGGAGGUGGAGGUGGUAGUAGCAGUAGCAGUAGUACAAAGCGGUGCCGGUUUUGGCCAUGAAAUACCAUACAGAUACACCUUUUUCAACUGCCAUAUAGUAGUGUUCCGGCCCACUCAGCUAUCGAUAGCAGUAGCAAACAGCAGCAGCAGUAGCAGUAGCUAACAGUAGUGAUAGUAUUUAGUAGGUAAUAGCAAUUGGACGCUGUUCGUUUGAACGAGAAUGGCAGUGAGAGAAGUCACACACCCGUAACGAAGAUUGUUGUUUCGCUCACAAUAAGCAGAUUUGUUUUGUUAAGUUAGUGCUGCUUUGAGUCGCUGUCGCUCCGGUGAAAUGAUGAUGCGCACCCGCAUGCGUACAAAGUGCAGCCUGCCAGGUCGUACCUAGGUUAAGCUUCUUUCACGUCCCCCUCCCUUCGGGAGCUUAUGUAUAGUCGAGAGAUCCUUAUCGAUGUCUAACAUUUAAGCGUACGAAACGAUUUUUAAUUGGUACCAUCUUUACCUAUCACCCGGUAUACAGUUCGUCUUUCGUUGCGUUCCUUACGUGUCCUUACCUUGUAAAAAUAGGGAAUUUAGAUGUGUACAUUUGUUUGCUUUUUUAGUGGCUUAGUUACUUCAAUGUACUGUUCCUCACCAAAUUGGAAAUGCUCGAUAGUGUGACUAGGCUGCACACACCGAACAGGUUGGUUAACAUUAGGGGUAUGAAGAAGAAAGGAAAAAUUUGCCAUAGGAAGUAUAUGCCCAUUUGCCGGGAGCAUUUUAAAGUGCGGACAACCCGACACCCCCCCCCCCCCCCCCCCCCCAAACCUGUAAAUAGACAAAGUCUGUAUGUUGUGCGCAUGCGAGUGUGUACGGUGCUUUGGUUGGUAGUAGGAAAAACUUAUGUUAGGUCCUGUUCCACUGUUUAUAUAGAAAAAAAAACAAGACAAGCAGUUCAAUAUGUAUAGGACAUACAGUUCCGACGUUAGGCAUGAAUUGGAAAGUAGGUAAGCAAAGUACAUGUAACAGUUACUAUUUUAAUUUGCCUGUAAGCAGCAAACAGUAAACAAAAAAAGGAAGCAAGUGCAUUUUGUGCGUUAAGUUGGGAUGAAGCUUUUCGAAUGUUCCAAACAUGAUUUCUUCCAAUAAGGGCGGGGUGGAAUAUAGCGUGCUGGAUGGAUGAAGGAUGAGGUAUUAUAAUUUAAGCGCAACACAAUAGACAACAGUAGCAAAACAAACAAAAAAUGCAGAAAAAAGAAUCGUAGAUACUUCUUCAACUAGGAUUACUACUUCCUCAAUUGCAAUCAGUAAAGCAAAAGAGCAACCUGUGCUACUGUGGGGGAGGGCGAGGUAAGAGUAUCUGGUCUCUUAUGUGGGCUUGCGAAACAUUUGUUGUAGGGAACUGUGACGAUGACGAUCGAGUUGUAAUAGAACUAGUUUUUAUGGAAAGCGUUAUGCAAUGAAGGCAUAACCUAGGGGAGAAUGAAUGCGUAAACUAUGAAUAAAGAGAACUCUCUAUUUUUUACACAAA